AUGUCUGUGUCCGCCAAAGGACAAGCGGAAGCUCAGGGUCAAGAGGACGUCCGUGAUACUGAUAAAGAUGUCGAUAUGGGAGCGUCUAAGCCCUGGAGCGGCGUUCAGCCUCGGUACAUGAAUAUCACUCAGGAGAAACGCUCUGAGUACGACCUCGAUGACGUGGGCAGGCCCGAGGCGUUGAAGGGCAACCGGCUGAUUCGAGAAAGGCCGGAGGGGGCUAAUGAGUAUAGCCAGGAGCCUGUUGAAGGCAGAAUACGACCAAGCGAAGUUUGA
Molecule: messenger RNA, 276 nt
Organism: Penicillium daleae
Lineage: Eukaryota; Fungi; Ascomycota; Eurotiomycetes; Eurotiales; Aspergillaceae
Exons: 2
Coding region: 1-276 (91 amino acids)
Source: RefSeq, a predicted model, not a curated record